Melanotaenia boesemani (Boeseman's rainbowfish) is the source of this 5197-nucleotide messenger RNA. It is a transcript of the gene dio2, whose product is annotated as iodothyronine deiodinase 2. The transcript is spliced from 2 exons. Gene Ontology annotation, molecular function: thyroxine 5'-deiodinase activity. Lineage: Eukaryota; Metazoa; Chordata; Actinopteri; Atheriniformes; Melanotaeniidae. The record is from RefSeq and is a predicted model, not a curated record.
UUUCCUCCUCUGACGUGUUGUUUAUCUUCCAUUGGGUGUAAAAUAUGUUGAUGAGAUUAGGAAAUCAUUGUUCUGGUUUUACUUAUAUUUUACAACUUUUGAUGUAAAAGAGAAAUAACCCCCCGAUGUGCAGAAAGUGUAGAAAAAGAGGGGGAAUGGUUGAUGUGUUCAUCCAGUCAGUGUGCAGCCAGCUGAGGGAGGAGAGAAAGGAGGAGACGGGGGUGCGCACUACAUCUGACGUCAGAAUCUGGUUGCAAAGAAAAGCUGAGAAGCUUCACAUUAGCUCCAGAUCAGUCCUUCAAGCAGAGACCUGCUCAUUUUGGUCCAGAGCUAAACGGCGGCUGCGAUCUCCUCAGCCUGGGGCUGAACCAGGACUAUGACGGGAAGCCGUGAAGCAGCUCUGCGCGAGCCCAAGGCUCUCCACUGAAUCGUCACGUUAACGCAGAAAGUGAAAAUGGGAAGCGCGAGCGAAGACUUGCUGGUCACACUACAGAUCCUGCCAGGCUUCUUCUCCAACUGUCUCUUCCUGGCUCUGUACGACUCCGUGGUUCUGGUGAAGCGGGUCGUGACGCUGCUCAGCUGCUCGCGCUCCGCCGGCUGCGGAGAGUGGCGCCGCAUGCUGACCUCCGCGGGGCUGCGCUCCGUCUGGAACAGCUUCGUCCUGGACGCACACAAGCAGGUGAAAUUUGGCUGUGAAGCACCAAACUCAAAGGUGGUGAAGGUUCCUGAUGGGCCUCGGUGGAGCAGCGGGAUCAGUAACAUGACUAAUGGCCCUCGAGGCACCAGGACCCAGACUCUGGACGAGUGUCGCCUUCUGGAUUUUGAGUCGUCAGAUCGCCCUCUGGUGGUCAACUUUGGCUCAGCCACCUGACCCCCCUUCAUCAGCCACUUGCCAGCUUUCCGGCAGCUAGUGGAGGACUUCAGCGAUGUGGCCGAUUUCCUGUUAGUCUACAUCGAUGAGGCCCACCCAUCCGACGGCUGGGUGGCCCCAAAAAUGGGCCCUUGCUCUUUCAGCUUCCGGAAACACCAGAACCUGGAGGAGAGGAUGGGAGCGGCACGCCAACUCAUCGAGCACUUUUCCCUGCCGCCGCAGUGCCAGUUGGUGGCUGACUGCAUGGACAACAACGCUAAUGUUGCUUACGGUGUGGCCAACGAACGGGUGUGCAUCGUGCACCAAAGAAAGAUCGCCUACCUGGGCGGGAAGGGACCGUUCUUUUACAACCUGAAGGAUGUGCGCCAGUGGCUGGAACAGAGUUACGGGAGGCGGUAGGAGUAAAGAAAGACAAGGAAAGAGGAGGACAUGUGCCUUUGUUCAGACACCUUAUAUGAAUCCUGGUGUGGAUGUGCAGAUGGAGACGGGAACACACCCAGCUGGCAGUCUGUAUUCACACCAACUUUUGCUGCUAUAAUCAUUUUUCACUUGAUUUACAAAAGAAAAAGGCAAUUUCUCAAUUCAUUUUUAUUUUUAAAUGAAUCAUUUUUUAAUUGUUUGAAUAAGAUUUCAAUAUUUUUACGGUCUGUAAGUUUUAUGCACUACACCAACAGCUUCUUCCAUCAUUCAUCCCGAACAUAGAGCUUCAUUCUCCAGCUCGUGUUUAUAAAACUGAAUCAAAGUAGAUUAAAUGUGGCUUUUGAGUGAACGUGAAGACGUCUGUGAAAGUAAAAUCCAUCCAGUCCAUCUCUGAUUCAGAAACACUAGCAGCAGGUAUCUUGUUUCGGAUUCUCCUUUGAGGAUUUCUCCAGAUUUAAUUUCACUCCCGGCUCACACGGAGAUCGUCAUGGCGACAGUUGUGUUCUCUGAUUUGCAUUGUUUGGCUUGCAGCUGGGAUGGCCUUUAGUCUGACAAACAAAAAGCUCAGUUUUAGUCUCAUCAGGCCAAUAACAUCAUUUCCCGGCUUGCUAAGAAAACACUAACAUAUUUUCCAACAUUCCUCCUGUCAAACUCACCAUAUGUCAUGUGAGUUUCCUAAGAAGCUUUGUCUUUCUCAUUAAGGGAAGCCCUGCCUCCCUCUGACUCACAAGAUUUGCAGCUGUGUCAAACUUUGUUUCCACUGUUAGAAUUACACAAUAAAUUCCCUCCAAAUGGCUCCUCCAGAGUAGCACAUUGUGACUUUAUCAGAUGUGCACGAUUAGCUUGAUGAUUAGCUAAAAAUGACCUGAGUCACUACAGAUAGUGUCAUUCAUGUUUGGACUUCACUGUGGGAUGAUUUACUGUCCGUAUCUGAAUCUGGAAGUCCUCCAAGCCGCAGUAGAAAUUCAACACAUCAGCUUAAACUAUUGUACUGAAAAUGAAAUAUUCAUAUAAACACAUUUAACAGCUACAAGCCAGUAAAUAAAGGAGCUUCUCCGCUGGUUUUUCCAGGUCUGGGGCAUCUGUUUAAUGUGGUGAUCUUUGCUUGCAGGAAUCACAUCGCUGUGAAAAUUGUUUGAAUUCUGAAACUUUUGUUCUUGCAGCCAACAAAAUUUAACUUAUUGACUUCACAUUACUGGAGGGAGGGGAGUCCAACAUGCAGCCAUUUAACCUGAGUUACUGAGGCUGCAAACUUGCAUCGGUUCUCCUCUCUGAUGAUUGUUAAUUUACAGCCAUUCAGCAGAUGCUUUCUCCAAAGCGACUCUGUGGACAGUGUCUUCCACUCAUGGCCUUGAAAUAUUUUUUAUAAUUUCUGCCAAGUUAAUCUGAGCUGUUUUUUCCCAGUCUGAUACAAAACGGAUCCAGGCCGGUUUUAUUGUCAGCAUGAACAUACCUAUAUUUGUACAAUAUGAAUGCUGACUAAUGAAACCAGUGUUGGUAUUUUACAUAAGAACAGUGAUGAAACAUAUUUAUCAUUUCUGUUGUGUCGGUACGAGACGGGUCAGGAAGCAUUUCUUAGUCUUUCCAGAGGCAAAACAUGGGAAGGAUACGAGAAUAUCCAACUCAAACCAUCCUACUCUUUUGGGAAUAUUCCGCUGGGGUCCCAAUCUUACUGGUCCAACCCUAAAGGGUGAAGCCUGGCACGCUGCAAUCAUCACUUCCUGCAUGACUCAGCAAUUAGAACAAAACAGGCACAGCUUCAUGUUUAAAUAUACGGUGGAUUUAUUGUUGUUUAAAGCCACAAAACACAAAGAAAGAAGAAAACCUGCUGGAUCAUCAUUCUGCUCCUUUGUUUAUGGGUCGGCUUCUUCUACGUUAAAGUUCAAGACGCACUUCGCACUGUCUGGCUUAUACGCCAAGACAACAGAGAUCAGGGUUUAUCAAAACCAACCCAACCGGUACUAACCCAGACCUGCUGGGGGAAACGGAGGUAAAGCCUCGGUUGCUUCAGUAUUGUGAUGGCGCCACGCUGUAGGCAAAAGUAGCUCAACUUUUCUCUCCAUAUCUGAAACCAGUCUGAUCGUUUUAUGAUAGUCUGAACAGCAUCAGAUCAAAUAUAAACUAUAUUAUAUGAUCAUUUUCUCAGCUCUGAUUGCACAACAACCAUAUUUACGUCCGUAAACACAACAUGCUGCAUGUGACGUUAAUUUUUUUUUAUCAGGACCAUAAACUUCGUAAUGAAGUCAGAUGAAGGUCACGCAUUAAAUUAUAAAGUCAACAGCUAUGCAAAAAAAAAAAAAAAAAAAAAAAAAUCAUCAGCUCCAGACCUCUUGGACCAGAGUCCUGCAGGUUUUAGAUGUUUCCCUGCAGGGAUCACCAACUCUGGACCUCUUGGACCAGAGUCCUGCAGGUUUUCCAACAGCUUGUUGUCAUGUUCUGCACACGCCUCUUUAUGACCAAGUGAUUUCAGUCGAAUGUGUUGCAGCAAGGAAACAUCUAAAACCUAAAUCGGCCCAAGAAGUCUAGUGAUCUCCACCUUAGUGGAGCGAUGAUCUGUCUGCACAUCCAACUCAUUUCCAUGAAGAAACACAUUUACUGCUUUUUUAGGAAAACACCUGGUUCAACAGGUUUCACUUACGUUGUGAAUCCACACAGCAGAUAAAACUGGCCUCGUUCCACCUCAGGCUGUCCCAGGAGUGAAAGGCUGGAUGUGGAAAGUAAGCUUUGUUUGCAUUGCUCAGUCAGACUAGUUUCCAGCGGGUGUGGCACUCAUCGGGGCUCCUCUUCAUUUUAAAACCGUUGUGGACAGAACCGAAGUGGCAGUGGCUUUCCAGACGGGUCGGGUUAGGACUGCAUCUUUGCUUUAUGCAAAUGAUGUAGAUGAGAUUCCGCACCUCCAGGUCUGAGGUCAAGUGGAGGAGUUUAAGUAUGUCUGGGUUUUCUUAAAGAGUUGGGGGACAUCAUAUUGGAAAACUGUUUUGCAGAUUUGGGCAAUAACUAAUUCCUCUGAGGGAGUUACUGGGCUCGAGUGAUCCGGUGAUAAACUCUGAGGUGCUCAGAUUGGAGUUAUCCUCUGCAUAAGAAAAGACAUUUAUCUUUAUAUUAGAGAAACUCAGAACCUGCUGGAAAGAUUAUCUUUCUUAGCUGGAGGGGCUGGAGGAGGUGGGUUGGAUGAGGGAACUCUGGAGAUCUCUGCUCAGACCGUUGCCCUUGGUAACUGUCCCAGACAAACAUCAGUAAAUGGACGGAUGGAUCUGAGGUCAUUUUAUUUUUCACUAUGCAAGCCACAUUAAAUCUACACACACACCACAGCUACACACAGUUAAUGAUAGUAGAUGUGUCAGCAAUGACAGUCGUAGACUACUAAUUAGAUUUACAGGGUUUGUUUAGGAGGAAACUCCGUUUCAGGAAGUUUUAGGCAGAAAGUCAGCCAGAGUGAUUGCAAUUCUAAUCACAGUGCUGCCUUCAGGAACAGGGUUUCCUCCUUGGUCCUGCUUGCUGCUGCACAAGUUCAGUUUGGGAAAUAAAUACUAACUUCACCUUUUCAGCUUCUAUACUGACUUUUUCUUUCUUCAUGGAACUGGACACGUCGGAGUGAACAGCUGAACAUCAGUUACCGUGAUGCUGAGACGGGUUCAGAGCAGGAUUACUCAGGACAGAUGGAUUGCUCUGCUCACAGUGAUCAAGGUGUACAAAUGAAAACCUUUGACGAAAGAGUCGCCGGCUCAGUCUCUGGUUGGAUAGUGAACAUCACCUGCUCAUCAUGACGCAGAUUCAUUGCAUCUGUUUUCAUCUGAUUCCACCUUGUCUGCCGUGUUUCUCCUUCUAUGUUUAGGAUAAACUGUAUUUUUAUAUGUGAAAGGGAAAAAAUAAAACCAGCUCAAAAUAAAGGUGAAUGAAACCGUU